ACUGGAUAGUUGUUGUAGUCAUUGUGGUGGUCGUUAAAAAUCCCCAGGCUUUGCGUUUUGACUGUUUUUCUUUUCAAUGACUUCAACUCUAAAGGAAAUUAUAAUGUGUUAAGGAAAUUUUCUGGAUAUGAGUUACCGUUAUAUCCCAUCAUUAAUUCGAAAUGCGCCCCGCUUAAAAACCCGAGGGAUUGAAAUUUUGCGCGACCCACGGACAAAUAAGGGUUCCUCGUAUACUCUCCAUGAGCGCCAACUUCUGGGGAUCCAUGGACUGUUGCCACCGAAUCCUCAAAAUCAAGAUGUUGAGGGACAACGAGUUAUUUCAAACCUUUAUCAGCUUGAUGAUAAUCUUAGCCGUUACAUGAUGUUAAUGUCUCUCCAAGAUCUUAACGAAAAGCUGUUUUAUAGGACUAUCAGAACACACUUAGAGUAUUGCUUGCCUCUUAUUUACACACCUACUGUAGGCUUAGCAUGCUUGAAUUUCGGUUUUGUUUUCCGAAGGCCUCGAGGUAUUUAUAUUACAAUUCAAGAUAAAGGGCAUAUUUUUACUUUACUAAAGAAUUGGCCUGCUGAUACAAUUAAGACAGUAGUCAUGACUGAUGGCGAACGUAUAUUGGGCUUCGGAGAUAUGGGCGCUAAUGGAAUGGCUAUUCCUCUAAGCAAGGCUGUUCUGUACACUGCCUUAGGAGGCUUACAACCUAAUCAUUGUCUACCUGUAAUGUUGGAUGUUGGUACAAACAACGAAAAGCUUCUGGAGGAUGAGUUUUAUGUUGGUCUUCGACGGAAACGGGCCUCUGGAGAAGAGUAUAUUUCUUUCAUGGAUGAAGUUGUGGAGUCAUUGUCAGCCCAUUAUGGACCAAAUGUCUGUCUGCAUUUUGCAGACUUUAAGAAUUCAAAUGCUUUUCAACUUUUAGAGCGAUAUCGUCCGAAUCACAUAACAUUCAACGAUGAUAUACAAGGUUCUGCUGUGGUUAUUGUAUCAGGUCUGAUAACUGCAUCCAGAGUGACACAAAAGAAAAUAUCUGAGAACAAUUAUCUCUUUUAUGGUGGCGGGGGAGCCUCUAUCGGCAUAGCACGUUUGUUAGUACAAGCAAUUAUGGAGGAGGGUUUCUCUGAAGAUGAAGCUAAAUCACGUAUUUUUAUAAUGGAUUCUAAAGGUUUAAUUGUUACAAGUCGUGAACUUAGUGCAGCAAAAUCAGAAUUCGCUCGUUCUGAUUAUCCUCAAAUAGAUUCACUUUUGGAAGCUAUUCGAUUCAUUCGACCUUCUGUUUUGAUUGGUGCUUCUGCACAAAGCGGUGCAUUCACGCGUGAUAUUCUUCGUGAACUGUCGACAAUCCAUAAGACUCCUAUCAUAUUUGUCCUGAGCAAUCAAUCAAAUCUAGGAGAAUGCACUUCCCAGAUGGCUUAUAAGGCUACAGAAUGGCGAUGUAUAUUUGUCAGUGGUUCUCCUUCAGAACCUGUUCGAACACCAGAUGAUCGUAUAUUAAAACCGAGUCAAGGAAAUAACUGCUAUGUUUUUCCAAGUUUGGUUAAUGCAUUAUCGUUGGCUGCGAUUCGUCCGCUGACCAAUAAAUUGUUAUUGACUGCGGCAAAGGUAAACGAGACUAUUGUUUGAUGUUUUUUCUUUCUAAUUUAUUCUUUUUUGUAAAGAAACAAACAAAACAAAUUAAUAAACAUAUUGAAUUUAUUAUGGUUUCAGCUUAAUAUAGGCGUUCGUUUUCACAAAUGUUCUCAAAUAAAGUGUAAUGAUCGGUACUUUCAAAAUUCUUAGUUGCCCAAAGGCUAUAAAAGCAUCUUGGCUAAAAUAUAUUAGCUUAAUACUACUCUGCUAUAUCUAAAAUGUUUCUAAGCAGUCUCAUCGCACUUACCACGUCUGACACCGAUGUUUCUGGAUCUUAGUAGUCAUUUACGAAGGCUACCAACCCAGGACUUAUAAACUCCAGAAACAUUUCACCUCUUCAUUGUUACGUAAUAGUGUCAUGUACAGCACGGAUAUGCCAUUCACACAAGUCAGAAAAUCCAAAUCAAUAUUAUUACCGCGACUCUUUCAUUACAACUAAGAUACACUGUGGUAUAUUCAAAAAUAAAACUUUGCGAUGUGUGGGAAUGAGAGUAAAACGUGAUUGGUCAUUGAGCGUGGACAAACAGUCACAGCCUCCUAGCUAUUAAAUAUAUGAUUUCCUUCCCUCUCUGAUUGAUUUUUACUCCGAACCCACUGAGUGUGACCACUUGUAAUUGCGUGAAAUAAAGUACUAUGUAGGGUUAUUCUGGGUCUGGAAUCCUGGAUUUAUUAUAACGUGACUAGUCUCAUUGUCGUAGUAUACCUGAGUGAGAGGAAAAUAAUUUGAAUCAUCUGUUAUAUCACUUUGCCAUUAGGAAAGUUCUCCAACCACAUACGUCAAUGGCAAUAGCAGCUAAUGGUUGUAGUUAUUUUACAUCACAAAAAUAAUGACGCGUGGUGGUGUUGGCGCUAAAAUCGGUCUCGUUCCUAACACAUGGGGCGAAUGUUCACAAAACCGGUACCCAAUAUCCCAGUAGUUAAUCGGAACCCGAUCGAUAAGUUUGGUAAGAGGCAUACUCACUUGAUAGUGGAUUUACCCAAACCCAUUCACUGGAUUUUUGUAUCAAAACUAUCUGAAUUAGUUACAGACGAUGAUAUACGUCAAGGUAGUAUGUAUCCAUCAAUUGCUCGAUUGCCAACAAUUACAAAAGAAGUCUCUUGCGCUAUUAUGGAACAAGCAUACAAGGAUAAAAUUGCAUUUUUUACUCCAGAACCAGAUAAUAAGAUGGAAUUUAUUGAAUCUUACUAUUAUGAUCAUAGAUAUAUUAAUUUUACACCCGACCAAUAUGUUUGGUAGCCAUUUUGACUCAUUUCUAUUCCGUGUUUCCUCUAUCUAUUUGAACAGAACUCGAUCGAUUACUUAAAUUUUAUCUUCAAACUGGUAAGAAUGAUUUCAUCAUAUGUAUUAAUAAUGUAUGGCUAUUUCUUACUAUCUAUUCGUUUUAAAGUGUUGAUUUAAAUAUCGAUAUUCGUUGUAUUCAUACCUUUCUUCUGUAAGACUAUUUUUCUGUCAAACGGUUUGUACGAUCUGUGAAAAAUGUUUUUCAGUAAAUAACUAUACCUUUCAACUGUGGUAAUUAAAAAAGUAAUAACGUCUGCCUUAAAUGUUCAAAAGGCAUCAAUAGCUUC
Messenger RNA from Schistosoma rodhaini, 3187 nucleotides. NCBI's taxonomy places the organism in Eukaryota, Metazoa, Platyhelminthes, Trematoda, Strigeidida, Schistosomatidae. The record is from the annotation of a GenBank genome assembly.